UUUUUUUCUGCCUGUGAAACUUUUAGUCGGUCAUCAUAAGUAGGAUCUGCAUCGAGCUGACGUUCAUUUAACCCAGGUCCUGAAGCUGGAUAGUCUCUGGAUGCUCCUGAAACACUGCUCCAUUCACCUCAUUCCUUCUGCAUGCUGUCCAAGCAUGCUGCCUGUCAGGAUGCUGAGCAUUCUCAUCCUCCUCUUUUCACUGUGCAAUGCUGACAGCAUAUGCCCACCAGAGCACAACCCUCUUACUCUGAGUCCACGUCAGAUCAUAGCAGAAUAUGAAGGAAAUCCUGUCACUGUAAACUGCACCACAGCACUGGCUGAACAUAAAGGGCUGUACUUUACAGUUGGAAAUGAAACCUCUCGCAUCAUAGAAGAACAAAUGUCUAUCUCCCAGUCAGUGUCACUGUCAGAUUGGAAUGUGACGAUCAAGUGCAAAGUAAAACUAAAUGAGUCUCAUGAAUGCAGCAAGGACCUUCAAGUUAUUACAUUCAAGAAUCCAGAAGUUUUUCAUUCUGUACAGCUUGUGAAUGUGACGCGAAAAGAAACACAGUACAGACUGCAGUGUGACAUCAUCAAUGUUGCUCCUGUUCAGUAUGUCACUGUUAGCUGGUACAAAAACAGUGAAAAAAUCCAGACAGAAUCUUUCAAUGACACAACAACCAAAACUCCAGUAAAUAAGUCCUCUAUUCUGAGAGUCAACAUCAGCAGAGAAGAAAAUGUAGUGGAGUUCAGAUGUGAAGCUCAGCUGGACUUUGGACCACACAGACCAAAACUUCCUGCCAUUUCUCAAACACACAGAGUUUCAGCCCACUACGCUCCGGAGCUAAAGACACAAAAUAGUACUGAUGACACUUAUGCACUUGAGGGCACUGAUAUCAUCAUGAGCUGUGAAGCUGUUGGAAACCCUCUUCUUGUGUAUAACUGGAUUUGUGAUGGGAAAAACAUGUUGGAGAACACAACCAGUCUCAGUUUACCUCGAGUACAUGGCAAUAAAACCUGCGCAUGCACAGCUACCAAUUAUCUGGGAAACAUAACCAAGACAAUCCAUCUUCAUGUUGAACCAAGAGCAGGUUGCCCACCAACACUGACACCUUCUGAAAUGGUUGUGAGAUUUGGAGAUCCAGUUUUAAUCAACUGCAGCACAUCAGCCACAGAUGUUCAAGGAAUGGGCUGGGAGGCUCCAUUUGGAGGUACAGGAUUUGAGCGUCCUCCUGUUGUCACUUGGAGGGUUGACAAAGUGGAAGAGUGGACUCCAAAUCCUUUUUGCUAUGUUACUCUGGUUAAUGGAUCCCAGUGUACUGUGAAUCCACUCAUCACUGUUUAUAAAACUCCAGACUCUGUGUCAGUGUCUGACAUGGGUCAUGGUUCAAUGGUGGAGGGCAGAGAGUAUGAUCUGAAGUGUGAUGUCAUCAAUGUGGCUCCUGUUCAAAAUCUCACAGUGACGUGGUACAGAGGCAAUGAAACUGUGCUCACACAGAUGUUUAAUGACUCCACUAUGACUCCAGUAAACGCAUCUUCUACCCUGAGAAUCUCCACUCCAAGAGAUUACAAUGGAUUAACUUUUAGAUGUGAGGCUGAGCUGCACCUCGGACCCAAAGGACCAAAGUUCCCCCCUAAUGUAACCUCACCACCUUACACUGCUGUUGUUCUUUAUAAACCAUUCAUGGAAUCUUGUCCAGACCACGUCACUGUUGUUGAAAAUGCUGCCUUCAGCAUUGACAUGUUAUCCUGUCAGCCUGAUGGGAACCCUUUUCCCAUUGUUCAGUGGUUCUAUGAGGGGAAAAUCCUUAAUUCAUCUAAGCCACUGACCAGGACUGACUCAGGAAAGUACACGGCUAUAGUUGAAAACAGUCGUGGCAGAAGCAACACCUCAGUUCAUAUCACAGUGGAAUACAGUCCUUCUUUCACCUGCAAAGAGCACUAUGAGAUCACAGUGAAUGAUAAACAUCAAAGUAUCUGUGAACCAGUAGGAUUACCUACACCCACCCUCACCUGGUUUAAAGAUGGUAAACAGAUGGUUUCCCCACAGCGCUGGAAAAAGAACGAUAGUGGAAAAUACUUGCUUAAUGCACACAACACACAUGGAACAGCUGAACACACACUGUAUCUUGAAAUUUUGUAUUCUCCUGAGUUCAAGAAUGGAAAUGAAAGCAAGCAGGUGCUCCAGGGUGAAGAUGUUACUUUAAGUUGUAGUGCUGACAGUAACCCACCUUCAAACAUCAGAUGGGUUUACACACCUGCUGUGAAUUCAAAUGUGACCACUGAGGGGCACCAGAAGAUAAUCACUAUCACUAGAGCCACGUCUACCAAUGCUGGUUUUUACAUUUGUGUUGCAGAGAAUAAAGUUGGGAGAAAUACACGAUUCGUCACACUGAUGAUAAAAGGCAAUACCAGUAAAGUCCUCUUUCCAGCUAUUUGGGCUUUUCUCACUCUAUUGAUCAUCGGUCUUACCCUCCUCGUGGUCUAUUUUCACAACAGGCAGAAAAAACGUGGACAAUACAAUUUUGUUCCGGUGUGCCAAAUGUCUAAUAUAGCCAUUUGACUUUUGCACAAGCCAAUGGCAAUGCGUAGGAUCUUUGCUGCAUUCUGUUCUGUUUGUCAUUAAUACAUUAAUACAAUUUAGAUUUGUUAGUAUUUUACAGAUUAAUUACAUUAUUGAAUUUCAAGUUACAUAUUUAUAUAUGAGUCAUUGAUUCAUUAAAAGCUAGAAAAUGAAAAGCAUAUUUACACAUAAAUGAAUUAUGAUCCAUUUCUAAACUUCAUAGACCUGAAAACAGUAUAAAUGUGCAAAACAAUAAAAAGGUUACACUUGUGAUGCAAAAAUACUGUGUUAUCCAGUGCUAUGAAGCAGGAAACUGUUAACAGUAACCCAUGUUGUGUCCUCUAUUUGGAUUAAAAUCUGUUUUCAUGUAUUAUUUUUUAUUUCUUUUUCACUUUCCUCACAAGGCAGCUUCUUUUUAGUUGUUAAAUAUUAGAAUUUAAGUAUCUCGGGGUCUUGUUCACGAGUGACGGG
Molecule: messenger RNA, 3013 nt
Organism: Pundamilia nyererei
Lineage: Eukaryota; Metazoa; Chordata; Actinopteri; Cichliformes; Cichlidae
Product: hemicentin-1
Exons: 10
Coding region: 101-2542 (813 amino acids)
Biological process (GO): cell-cell adhesion
Cellular component (GO): membrane
Molecular function (GO): integrin binding
Source: RefSeq, a predicted model, not a curated record